CUCCAGAGAUCACUUCCAACUUGAUUUUUUUCCUCCAUUUCUGUCUAGUCCAAAUGCCUAGAGCUUGCCUAAUGCAGUGUCUGCCCUGACCCUCAGCUAAAAACCUCCUCACCAAGACCAAUGAAUCCUCUUAGAAACUGCAGACCUGGCCAAACCAGAUUGUUUAAUGCAGGAUGUGUCCCCUACAUCUGCCUUCUGCUCCUUCUGCUCAAUAAACUCUCCUGGGGAGAAACUAUGUUCUUGAUCUGUGUUAGGUUUCCCAGCAGGGGAUGGUAUCCUGGUCUGCCAUGGGGCAAAACAGGGGCUACAGAAAUGCAGGAAGGUUUUAAUAUCUUAGGAAACUCUGCCUGACUCUGCACCUUCUCCCUGGCUGCUCAUGAUCUGUUGCUUUUGAGCUGGUGAAGUCCAAAGGCAGCUUCUUCUCAUCUUAUCCUGAAGGAGUGGUGUUAAAUCCCCGUGCAUCCCAGCUGUACCACAGGCUGUGCAGGGAAGACAGCAAAGGGGAUUUUCUGCCAUCAUCUGUUCCCAAUUACGGUGGCUUCAGGGAACUUUUUGGCCAGUUUCCACCACAAUCUGUCAGCUUCCAAACCCACGCAACUGGGAGGUGGGGCCUCGUAGUGGUGGUAGUGGCCAGAGCACAGAGCAUCACCCUCAGAGGACCCGGGUGAAGGGACAGUGCAGCCACCAACCUCUGCUCCUGCUCUGCUGGGAACGGGCUGCCCCUCGGUGGAUGCGCCACGAUGACGGUGAAGAAGAGUGGAAGUGCCAAGGAGAACGUGCUGCAGAGGGUCCUGCAGCUGCCAGUGGUGAGCUCAACCUGUGAGAGCCUCCAGCGGACCUACACCAGCACCAAGGAGGCCCACCCACUGAUGGCCUCGGUGUGUGAGGUGUACGAGCGGGGCGUGCAGGGCGCUGGCGCCUUGGCCAUGUGGGGCAUGGAGCCCGUGGUGCGCAGGCUGGAGCCGCAGUUUGCUGUGGCCAACAACCUGGCUUGCCGUGGCUUGGACCACCUGGAGGAGAAGAUCCCUGCCCUGCAGUAUCCAGUUGAUAAGCUUGCGUCUGAACUGAAAGACACCAUCUCCUGCCCCCUCCAAAGUGCCAAAAGCACCAUUGGCAGCUCCAUGGAUAAGAUCAUAGAGCUGGCAGCGGAGGGCUAUGAGGCCACCAAGAGCACGGUGGAAACGACGGCAAAGUACACAAGGAAAAACUCGGUGACCCAGAUGGCAGCUGCGGGGGUCGACACAGCCCUGGGAGGGCUGGAGAAGUUGAUGGAGUACCUGCUGCCAGAGGAGGAUGAAGAAGCAGAUCAGAAGCCCAAAAAGAAACAUCAGUCAACAGCAAAGGUCUCCCAGCAGCAGGCCAGCACUGCCAGCUCUGCCAGUGCUCCCAGUGCUCCCAGUGGUUGCAGCACACCCAGUGCACCCAGCACUCCCAGUUCUCCCAGCACCCUGGGCCGGAUUGGUGCCUUGGUUAGCUCUGUCUCCCACCGUGCUUACCAGCAAACCACUCAAAGCCUCCAGCGUGCCAAAACCAAAGGGCAGGAGCUGGCCACCUGGAUCCCCAUCGUGGGCAGCCUGGCCAAGCCGAGCAUACCCACGGCACCGCCGGCCCACAGUGACGGGCAGAGCAGCACCCGGCGGCAGAGCAAGGCAGCAGAGCAGAAGCAGGAGAAGGCAGGGAAGAAAGACAACAACCACAGCAAGGCAGGGGAGGACCCUGGGCUGGUGGGCAGUGUGGCUCACAACCUGCAAAGCGCCUGCGCCUCCGGCAUCUCCACUGUGAAGAAGGUCCCAGCCGUGGCCUGGGAUGCGGCAGAGGGGUUGAUCCUCUUCACCCCCCGCAGGCUGUCCAGGGCCAUGGAAACAGUGGAUGCUCUCGGGGGGACCCUCGUCAGUGCCCCUAAGCAUCUGCUGGGCACCCUGUACAGCUUCGUGCCGCUCCGCAGGCAGUCAGUGAAGGAAGCAGAGGCACCCAAGGGCAGCAAGUCCGACCCGGAGAAGACAGAGAAGAAGGAAGAGAAGGAGGACACCAAGGCUGCUGCCCCCUCCGCUGAGGAGAAAUCCCAGCUGAGAGGUGACUGGCGGUACCGUGGCCAUCACCCCCUCUCCUUCCUGGGGCUCGAGGACCCCCUCUUCCUGCGGCACAACUACUACCGCAGCCCUGCCUUCGAGCCCGAGUACCCCUUCCCGCGGAAAUCCGCCUUCUCCCCCUACAACAGGCGGGUGAGUGAGGGCUCCUACCGCUUCAGCCCCGAGCCCAUGUACAGCCGGGCUUACUAUGGCAACCUCUACACUCCUGUCUUCAAGAAAGACUGAGCUAGUGGGGAGGACAAGCACAUCCCACCCCCCUUCUAAUCCCCCCACAGCACGCUUUGCCCAGGCCCCCUGCCAGCUGCCCACAUGCACCCCUGUACCAGGACAGGAGCUGUAAGUGGUAGACAGGCCAUAGGAUGUGCAUCAAGGUCAGGGUGAGGUAAUAAAGGCAGACAAAAGCCCUGCUGCUGGAAGGAGAAGGUAGGGGGAGGUGGGACCAGAGGGGAGCGGUGAGGUGAAGGAGGUGUAGAAAGAGUGGUGAGACCAGAAAAGAGGAAAAGGGACCAGCCAGGGCUAGCACUGGGUUACCCUGGUCCCUGCUGAGCAGAUAGCAUGGACUUAUAUGGGCUUCACAUUGAGAGAGCAGGGAGGACAGCAAAGCCAUCAAACAUCACCAUAGCAAGCCUGGUUCCCUGUCCUUCCUCCCUCCAUCUCCCUUUGCAGGGCCCAUCCCUGGCCACAGAUUGCUCCUCCAUUGAGGGCCUGAAGAUUCCCACUGACCAGCAGGAUUCAUGAGUAGGAAAGCCCAGGGCAUCUCCCUCCCAGCUGGUGGUGGGAUAGAUGGUGGGGUCAGGAAAAUGACUGCUGAAAACAGGUGGAGCUCCUGGAGCCCCUCUCCCACAGGAUCACCUGGCUUCCCACAAUGCCUUGUACUCACUGCAAUAAUAAACCUUCCUACCUGCUGCUCGCCCCA
Manacus vitellinus (golden-collared manakin) is the source of this 3006-nucleotide messenger RNA. RefSeq names its product perilipin 1 (gene PLIN1). Gene Ontology annotation, cellular component: lipid droplet. The record is from RefSeq and is a predicted model, not a curated record. The transcript has 9 exons. Gene Ontology annotation, biological process: lipid metabolic process. Lineage: Eukaryota; Metazoa; Chordata; Aves; Passeriformes; Pipridae. The coding region runs from base 741 to 2315 and encodes 524 amino acids.